Arabidopsis lyrata subsp. lyrata is the source of this 1783-nucleotide messenger RNA. RefSeq names its product probable magnesium transporter NIPA2. The record is from RefSeq and is a predicted model, not a curated record. The transcript is spliced from 8 exons. Lineage: Eukaryota; Viridiplantae; Streptophyta; Magnoliopsida; Brassicales; Brassicaceae. Gene Ontology annotation, biological process: magnesium ion transport. Gene Ontology annotation, molecular function: magnesium ion transmembrane transporter activity. The coding region runs from base 516 to 1526 and encodes 336 amino acids. Gene Ontology annotation, cellular component: membrane.
AUGAGUUUUUGUGGGUCUUAAUCUUUUUCUUUUGAUUUGUUAACAUCUUUUGAGGAAAAUCAGAAAUAAUCGAAAGAUCCUAGAUUUUGUAUAGUCGCAGCUGUUUCUUGUGACAUCGUUUGAUUUUUUGUUUAUGUGUUCAGAUUUGUCUUUUUCCUUGCUUCUAUCUCUCUGUUUUGUCUCUGUGUCUCUGUCUCUGUGUAAUCUACUUGUAGCCAUUUGUCUGGUUAUCAAAUUUUCUGCCACAAAGAAUAUUUUGAAACUCAGAAUUUAUAUUUUCGGAACAUAACUAGUGAGGCAAUUGCUAAAAUUAAUUAGUAAUCGUUUGGAAUAUAUGUGUUUUAUGUUGAGUUUGAUUAUAAAGUGGAUAUUUAUUCUGAUUCUUAUUUGUUUGUGUGUUUUUUUUGUAGACGCAAUAGCUAUCUUCAGCCUAAACUUUCUGGAAAUUUUCAUCAUUAGCAACCUGAAAAAUUAUCUUAAUUUGUACAUAAGCAAAACUAUAAAUAUUAGCAAAGAUGGAGGAGAUGUCACCUGAUAAUAUACAUGGAGUCAUUUUAGCUGUGUCUUCGAGUAUAUUCAUUGGUUCUAGCUUCAUCAUCAAGAAAAAAGGUCUUAAGAAGGCCGGUGUUAGCGGAGCCAGAGCAGGUGAAGGAGGGUAUGGAUACUUAUAUGAACCUUGGUGGUGGGCUGGAAUGAUAACAAUGAUUGUUGGGGAGAUAGCCAAUUUUGCAGCUUAUGCAUUUGCACCGGCUAUUCUAGUGACACCCUUGGGAGCUCUAAGUAUUAUUUUCAGCGCAGUGCUAGCACAUUUUAUUUUGGAAGAGAAGUUGCAUAUUUUCGGUAUACUUGGCUGUGUCCUCUGCGUUGUUGGAUCUACAACGAUUGUUUUACAUGCUCCUCACGAGCAAGACAUUGAAUCAGUCAAGCAAGUAUGGCACCUUGCUACCGAACCAGGUUUCCUUGCUUACUCUGCUGUGGUUUUGGUUGUGGUGCUUGCAUUGAUCUUCUACUACGAGCCGCGUUAUGGGAAGACGCAUAUGAUAGUAUAUGUUGGGAUUUGCUCUUUAAUGGGCUCUCUUACUGUUAUGAGUGUUAAAGCUGUGGCAAUCGCCAUAAAGCUGACUUUUUCCGGGAUGAAUCAGUUCAAGUACUUCCACGCAUGGAUCUUCAUCAUAGUAGUGACCAUAUGUUGCAUUUUACAAAUCAACUACUUGAACAAGGCUCUGGAUAAUUUUAACACAGCGGUCAUAUCUCCAGUUUACUACGUUAUGUUUACAACAUUCACCAUCUUAGCUAGUAUGAUCAUGUUCAAGGACUGGGCUUCUCAAAGCGGAUUGCAAAUUGCGACCGAGCUAUGUGGCUUUGUGACCAUUUUGUCAGGAACCUUUCUUCUCCAUAAGACUAAGGACAUGGGAAACAGUGCCAGCUUACGCGGCUCCACAUCACACUCGCCUAGAGACACUCCUGUUUUCAUAAACUCAGGUUCCAGUCGCAGUUCCAAUUCCACUAGGCCUGCAAUUUUAUAAUCCCACGGCUCCGAUGGUAGAUCAUCUAACGGUCUAGAACGAGGCAACACGGGCACGAAAGCCUCGAAGAGAACUUUUUUGGGUGGAAAGUGAGAAAAACAGAGCAUAUUGGGUUUAAGGGUAUAAUUUGUUUUUUGGAUAAGAGAAGGUUUAGUGAAUGAUUUGUUAGGGAUACUAUUUGAUUGAUUGCUUCAUGUUUUUAAAUAUUAAUUUUUUUGUUUGUUUCUCAUAUGAGAUAUAAAGAAAGUUUUAAAACA